AUGUCUUCCAGCUCUGCUAGAUUAGUGUGUGACUUUUGUUCAAGUACUGUGUUCACUUUCAGCGCCUGUCAGCUGGCACUAGCAGCGGAACAAGGUUUUUCCUACACAACGCAAAAGUGGAAAGCGAUCGUAGACGGUGAUGAGGAAGGCUGCACUUUGUGUUGGAUUCUUCGGGAGAAAAUCGUGGAAUUUAAUGGGCUGGCGCGGAACGGAAGCAAGGGACCGCCCGGCGAUGAUGAGGACUUUGAGGUUAGAAUAACCUAUAAUGAGUCCCAACUGAAAGUGGAUAUCAAGAUGCUCCAUCACGAGCAUGUUUAUCCUGUUUACUGCUCGCCCGAUGACCCUGCCGCAGCUUGCAUCUCAGGGCGUAACGUCAUGUGGCAGGUUGGUUCCGACAGGGCCUUUGAACUGGCCUCCAAGCGCAUCGCCGAAUGCGAUAAGUCCCAUCCUUCCUGUCCAAAACUGCACCCCAUCGAGCUGCCAACUCGGGUAGUUGACUGCAAGGAUCUCCAAAAACUGAAGCUUGUCAUUACCAAUGGCAGACAGGGAUCCUACGUGGCAUUGAGCUACGUUUGGGGAGAGCCUCAACCACAUAGCACUACGACAACGAACUUGGCCAGAUAUCAGGAAGAACUCGACAUUCGCCUCUUCCCUAAAACUAUCCGGGACGCCAUCACAUGUACGCAUAAACUCAAACUGCGUUACCUAUGGAUCGACACGCUUUGUAUCUUGCAAGACUCUGCGGAGGACAAGACGCGUGAGAUCGCACGCAUGCACAAUAUUUAUCGUGAUGCGUACGUCACGAUUGUAGCAGCCAGUGCACGAAGGGUCCGCGAGGGCUUCCUGGAAGAUAGAGAUGAUCCCAUGGAAGAAGAUCGUCGCUUGCCGCUCUGGUGCCCGGAUGGGAGGUUGGGCACCAUCUCCGUAUUCGAUGCAUGGUCGUAUACUCCUUAUCGAAAUCCUGUGGAUGAGCGGGCCUGGUGUUUCCAAGAACGCGCCAUGUCUCCUAGAACACUCUUGUACUGCGUAGACUCGCUGCAGUACCAGUACAUCACCGACCCCGAGAUGAGAGAGGUGGGCGGCGCCUCAAUAUAUGGCCAGUCGGAUCGUUAUGUUCCCAGGCUACCGAACAUGAUGAUGGCGUCGCGCACUCCUCCAGACGUGAUAUCCAAGGAGGAUGCCUAUGCACUACGAAAAGCUUGGAAAGAUGUCCUCGCCACAUAUACGCGAAGAGCACUUACGGAUCGCUCCGAUAAACUUCCAGCCAUCUCAGCUGUGGCACAGACUUUCGGAAUGUGGUGGGGACCGGGGCAAUACAUUGCCGGGCUCUGGGAGCAAACAUUGUCCAGUGACCUUCUAUGGAGCAUUCAAGGCGGUUCCACAGACCAUACUGGGUACAUCGCGCCAUCAUGGUCAUGGGCAGCUACAGUCGGUCAGGUAAGCUUGGAUGCUCUGAGAGUCAGUGACAUCCUAUGGGAGAUUCAAGUUUGCGAGGCAGUUCCUGCCACGGAAGGAUUCCUGUUUGGACAGAUCAAAGGGGGCAAACUUCAAGUUAGAGGGAUUGUGAGGAGUGUGAUAUGGGACGGGGAAGAAGUAGAGUUGUUUGAGCGGAGAAGUGAAGCGAUGGGGUACGAGGUGGAAGGUCAGAAUACAACGCAAAGGAGUUCUAUCGGACCGAUCCACCUCAGUAAUCCCGAUCUUCGCAGAAGCUCCACGGGAAUCGAAGGGAACACCACCGCAGCAUUUCCCAAUUUAGUGCUCGCUCAAGCCACGCCCAGCUCGAGUGCAUCAGUAAAGCCUAAUAACAGAGCUGAAAUAGUAAAGCCCUUCAUCAAAAUCGUCAAAAAGCUGGUUCCAUGUGUAACAAACAGGCAUCAUACACCUUCCGAGAUCACUGCUGGCAAGCUUGUACAGCCAUUGAGCAUAUCUGCGCUAGAACGUAUACAAGACCCGGGGAGCAACCUCACGCGAACAAGUCAAGCUGAUCAGACAGCAACAGACGUCUACUUGGCAGGCUCAAUAACUCCUUCUACGCUGCUGACAUCGCCUCAAACGAUUGGUGAAGUUGGCGAACAUUUAAAAUCGUUCCAAUCACCAGAAGUGACCUCGACCUCUCCCUUGAACGAAGUCGCAGUGCUUGCCGCACCAAAAGUGGGGGAGUCGCGUAUCAGUAGGUGUAGCCGGGAAGAGGAAGUUCUCAGCGAUAGCUUGUCGAAUUUGCAACUUAAAUCCGCAGAUGAUGAGACAACAACCAAAGAAUUUCUUCGUCGCUCUGGGUUUGUACAUGUAGGCUAUGUCUAUUUGGAUAGCAAAGAGGGGGCCAUGUUCGAGAAAGGCUUUGCCAUUGUAGUGGGUUCGGACGGUGAUAGUCGUCUGAAUGGGUUGCUUAUCAUGCCUGCGGGGGACGAAGGUGGGCAGGCAGUUUUCCGACGGGCUGGAUUAUUCGUUUUGAACGGAAGCCGCAACGACGACCCGGACGCUCCGUUUUGCGACCUGGCAUUGUGGAGGACUACGGCUGCCCAGGUCAUAACUAUUAUAUGA
Messenger RNA from Fibroporia radiculosa, 2541 nucleotides. RefSeq lists its product as uncharacterized. The transcript is spliced from 3 exons. The record is from RefSeq and is a predicted model, not a curated record. NCBI's taxonomy places the organism in Eukaryota, Fungi, Basidiomycota, Agaricomycetes, Polyporales, Fibroporiaceae. The coding region runs from base 1 to 2541 and encodes 846 amino acids.